AGGGAGGCGUCACCUUACUUUUCCGGCCGAAUCCAAAAGGAAAAUAGAAACCCCUGGCGGCUAGGCCCCUCGUCCCCUCCACCAGUCUCCCCACUAUUUCUCUCUCUCUCCCUUCUCCCGCAGCGGCAGUCGCCGGCAAAACCCUAGAUCUCCCUCCCGCUAAAACCCUCAAGAAGUGCGGGAGGAUGGCGGAGCCCUCCAAGGUAAUCCACAUCCGGAACGUCGGGCACGAGAUUGCCGAGUCUGAUCUGCUUCAGCUGCUUCAGCCGUUCGGGGUGGUCUCCAAGAUCGUCAUGCUGCGUGCAAAGAACCAGGCUCUUCUGCAGAUGGAGGACAUGCAUGCGUCCGUGAGCGCGCUGCAAUAUUACAGCACUGUUCAACCUAGCGUAAGGGGAAGGAAUGUAUACAUGCAAUUCUCAUCGCACCAAGAACUUACCACUGACCAGAGCUCUCAUGGAAGGAAUUCUGAUCAGGAGUCUGAACCCAACCGAAUCCUCUUAGUUACUAUCCACCACAUGAUCUAUCCUAUAACAGUGGAGGUUCUACAUCAAGUUUUCAAAGCUUAUGGAUUUGUGGAGAAGAUUGUCACAUUUCAAAAGUCAGCCGGUUUUCAAGCCCUUAUCCAGUAUCAUUCGCGCCAAGAAGCUGUGGAAGCAUUUGGUUCUUUGCAUGGAAGGAACAUAUAUGAUGGUUGCUGCCAGCUAGACAUUCAAUAUUCAAAUCUCAGUGAACUGCAAGUCCACUACAACAAUGAUCGGUCUAGGGAUUUCACAAAUCCAUCAUUGCCUACAGAACAACGUCCAAGGACCUCUCAGCAAGGUUAUCCUGAUCCAGCUGGUCUCUAUGCCUUCCAACAACCUGGAGCUUCAUAUGCACAGAUGGGAAGGGCUACAAUGAUUGCGGCUGCAUUUGGUGGAACUUUACCUCAUGGAGUGACUGGUACCAAUGAACGGUGCACACUUAUAGUUAGUAAUUUGAACACUGAUAAAAUUGAUGAGGACAAGCUUUUCAAUCUAUUUUCUUUGUAUGGAAACAUAGUGCGAAUCAAGAUAUUGCGUAACAAACCAGAUCAUGCCCUAGUUGAGAUGGCUGAUGGGUUGCAGGCUGAGCUAGCGGUGCAUUAUCUAAAGGGGGCAAUACUAUUUGGGAAGAAACUGGAAGUUAACUACUCGAAGUACCCCAACAUUACACCUGCCCCUGACGCGCAUGACUACUUAAAUUCAAGCCUGAACCGGUUUAACAGCAAUGUGGUCAAGAACUAUCGACACUGCUGUGCUCCAACCAAGAUGAUACACAUCUCUGCUCUCCCACAAGAGAUAACCGAGGAUGCAAUCCUUAACCAUGUGAAUGAACAUGGUUCUGUUGUCAACACGAAGCUGUUCGAGGUGAAUGGCAAGAGGCAGGCUCUCGUCUUGUUUGAGACUGAAGAGGAGGCAACGGAGGCCCUCGUAUCGAAGCACGCCAGCUCACUCGAGGGGAACACCGUCCGGAUCUCCUUCUCCCAGAUGCAGAGUAUAUAGCCAACUCUUCUACAGAAAGCUCUCGAGCCACUCUGCCCCUGCGAGUUUUAUUUAGGAAGCAUUGAACUUAAAGAUGUGAAUCCUAUGCGCUGUUCUCCCAGACUUGGUUUCUCCACUUUUUCUUGCACUAAGGGUUUCUCUUCUGUUUCUUUCCUCCUGGAUAUUAGGUUACCAAAAGAUUUUACCCCGUGGUGUUGUGCUAUUCUGAGUUAGAAGGCCUGUUGAUUUUGUGUUUGGAUUGCUUGUCAUUUCA
Messenger RNA from Phragmites australis (common reed), 1773 nucleotides. RefSeq names its product polypyrimidine tract-binding protein homolog 3-like. Gene Ontology annotation, molecular function: mRNA binding. The transcript is spliced from 15 exons. Gene Ontology annotation, biological process: regulation of RNA splicing. The record is from RefSeq and is a predicted model, not a curated record. The coding region runs from base 186 to 1520 and encodes 444 amino acids. NCBI's taxonomy places the organism in Eukaryota, Viridiplantae, Streptophyta, Magnoliopsida, Poales, Poaceae. Gene Ontology annotation, cellular component: nucleus.